Molecule: messenger RNA, 2134 nt
Organism: Ziziphus jujuba (common jujube)
Lineage: Eukaryota; Viridiplantae; Streptophyta; Magnoliopsida; Rosales; Rhamnaceae
Product: heptahelical transmembrane protein 4
Exons: 4
Coding region: 411-1631 (406 amino acids)
Cellular component (GO): membrane
Molecular function (GO): signaling receptor activity
Source: RefSeq, a predicted model, not a curated record
AAUCGUAUGGACAUUUGGAAGAACAUCAACUUUACAUUCCCUCUGUUGUCGUUCCAAGUUUCUCCCCAUUGCUCUAUAACGACCACGGCCAUCUUACAAUGACCACCUCACCACCUCGUUAUCGCCGAAAAUUUUUCCCAUCUAUUUUCUCUUUCUCUCUCUUUCGUUUUUGCUUUUUCUCAGCACAGAACCUCCGUCUGCACCCCACUACAUUCUUUGUUUUCUCUCCCGGGAAGUUUUUCUUUAUGGGAAAUUUCCCGGGAAAGAUAAUAAUUCUAUUGUAGCAAAAUUUUGUAUCAUUUACCCUUGAUAUCCUUUCUUUGGACAUUUGGUUUGUCAAUGUCUUAUUCAUAAUCGAAAUUUCUCUUCGGAUUUAGCCCGUUUGGUGGUGGGGCUCUUCAAUAUCAAAGAUGAUGGGAAGUCGCUAUGAGAAUCUGAUUGCUUCAUCUGAAACAUUUGAUUAUGAAUAUGGAGGUAUUGUCUUUUCAAAAGAAGGGAAGGGUAAGAGACUGUGGAAAAAACUGAAAUAUCAACUUGUUGAAUACCACUCAUUGCCUGGGUAUCUGAGAGACAACGAGUUCAUUCUGGGUUACUAUCGGUCAGAAUGGCCAUUGAAGCAGGUUUUCCUCAGCAUUUUCUCAAUUCACAAUGAGACUCUUAAUAUCUGGACGCAUUUGAUUGGGUUUUUUCUUUUCCUUUGUUUGACCGCGUACACAGCGGUGAGAGCUCCAUCGAUCAUGGAUCUUUAUUCUAUACAACAUUUGCAUGACUUUGUGAGAGCAGCUGAUUUGCAGAAAAUUCCUAAAGACCUAAUGAGUUGCCUGCCUUCACUACCCAACGUGUCUGGUCUUCCUAAGCUAAAAGAUAUAACAACAUCAUUGUCUUCAGGGGAUUUUAUAUCCUCAUUUUCUGGUUGGAAUGUACUUGAAGUUCUGAAUAACUGUUUGCGUGAUCGGUUUUCUUAUGCAGAUCAAACAGAUGCCAAUGUUCUGCAUGGUGUAAACAUGGUAGCUCCCAUGUUGAUCCAACCGGUCACAAGAUGGCCCUUUUUUGCCUUCCUAGGAGGAGCCAUGUUCUGCCUGCUAGCCAGCAGUGCAUGCCACCUCCUUUCCUGCCACUCGGAGAACUUAUCCUAUGUAAUGCUGAGACUCGACUAUGCAGGCAUUGCUGCACUUAUCUCAACCUCCUUCUACCCUCCUGUCUACUACUCCUUUAUGUGCAAUCCUUUCUUUUGCUAUCUCUACUUAGGAUUCAUAACAAUACUAGGAAUAGGCACCAUGAUUUUCUCCCUUAUCCCAGAAUUCCAGAAACCCAGAUUCAGAGUCUUUCGCACUACUCUCUUCUUUGGGAUGGGAAUGUCGGGUGUGGCACCUAUAAUUCACAAGCUGGUUUUGUACCAUAAUAAGCCAGAGGCCAUUGAGACCGCUCAAUACGAGGUUGUAAUGGGUGUCCUUUAUGGGUUGGGAGCAUUGAUUUAUGCUACGAGGAUACCAGAGCGGUGGAUGCCUGGAAAGUUUGAUAUUGCUGGCCACAGCCACCAGCUUUUCCAUGUCUUGGUUGUGGCUGGAGCUUACACACAUUAUCAAGCCGGGUUAAUCUAUCUCAGAUGGCGGGAUUCGCAAGGAUGUUAGAUUUGAGAGUCAGUACUCUUUUAGGCCUCACUCUUCCUCUAUGCUGCGGGGUUUAAUUAGGACUUUCAUUUGUUGUUAACCAAUUUUGAGGCAUCCAUUUUGAGGCUCUUUAAUUUUCUAGCUUCCUGUCCUUGAAAGGAGAGAUCUUUGUGGAGAAAAGUUUUCUCUUCUUGAUGAUCGAGCAUUACCCCACUUCUAAUGCUACAUAUGGAUCAUUUGUAGUUGGUUAACUUGGAGGUAGUCUCAGGAAUUUCUCUACAUUGUUUUACAGAAAAAAUACUAGGCAGUUGGUGCAACGGAAAAGUAUGCGUAUCAUAGCUUAAAAAAUCAUAUAUUCAAAAGAGUCUAGCUAAGAGUCGGGAUUACCUUCCACACACGUUUAUCAGAUUCUCAAGGGAAAUCACUAACGGCCAGUUUUGGGAAGCUUGAUGUGUACAACACAUGUUUUCUUUUGGUUUUCAUCAAAGUUAUAUAGAAUAUCCUUUUAAGUUUUCUCCUUCUUA